AUCCUCUUCACCCCCCUUCCACAGCAAGGCACUGAUCUCUGCUAACCUCCAUGUAUAUAUAAGCUCUCUUCCGCCUUAAUUCUUCCCUCUUACGCUACUACUCCCCUUCUCCCUCUCUCUUUAAUCCGUUCGUGGCGGCUUUCCUUCUCCAUCUCCGUUUCUCCCCCCCUUCUCUUCCUCGCUAAUCCGGGUUUUCAUAGCAUACCAAUGUAUUUUGAACUCCAGAGGAAGAACUCGUCUAGACCAUAUGAUUUUUGUUUCAUGAACCGGGGGAGAUUGUGGUGCCUGUGGAAGAUCUUGUUUCGUCACUGGACUUGACGUCUAAUUUUGUUUCUCUCCUUUCCCACCUUCUUUUUUGUGGAGAGGAAAACAUACGAAGCUAUUUGAGGAUUGGAUUCAACAUUUGGGUAUAUUCUUCUUUUUUAUAACACUUGUUUUGAGAGCUCUUCGUUUUAAGCUGAUCGAGAUACGAGAAAAUUAAGAUUUUUUUCCAUCCUGCUCGUGGGAAGUUGUUUAUACGAGCUUCACAGUGUAUACACAGUACUGAAGUCUCUAGAUUUACAAUGAAAAGAAGUUCACAACCUCCUGGGUUUCGGUUUCAGCCAACUCAUGUUGAGUUGGUAAUGUUCUAUCUAAAAAGGAAAGUAAUGCAGAAGAAGCUUCCUAGGGGAGUCAUUUCUGAGUUAGACAUAUACAAAUAUGCGCCCUGGGAUCUUCCAGAUAAAUCGUGUAUGAAAAGUGGAGACCUAAAAUGGUACUUCUUUUGUCCAAGAGAAAGAAAGUAUGCAAGCGGGGCUCGUAUGAAUCGUGGCACUAAAUUUGGGUUUUGGAAAAGUACUGGAAAGGAUAGGCCUGUGUCUUGCAAUAAUGAAGAUGUUGGGCAGAUUAAGACUUUGACAUUUUUUAGAGGUAAAGCACCAAAAGGGGAUCCCACUAAUUGGGUCAUGCACGAGUACCGAAUUGAAGAAAAGAAACUGUCGUUACAAAAUGUUGCUCAGGAUGCAUACGUUCUCUGCGUAAUAUUUCAGAAGGAUGGUCCAGGUCCAAGAAACGGUGCCCAGUAUGGAGCACCAUUUAUAGAGGAAGAUUGGGAUUCUGACGAUCCAGAGGACGUUGAUAAUCCUUCCGGUCUGUCAGUACUACCUAGUACAGAGCCAUCAAAUUCAUUUGCUCCAGGCACCUCUACAGCACCGAGUAACAUUUUUGGUUGUUCGUCUGCAUCCUAUAUUACUGAAAAUUUGGCAUCUACUUCGAAGGAGAUUCCUCAAAUUGCAUGCGGGAGUGUUGCUCCAGUGGAGAUGCCUCAGAAUUUAGAUAACAUGAAUGAUGGGAUUACUAUGGAAGAACUUUUUCCCGACGGAAACUCAAACUUUAACGAUGCUAAUGGAUUUCAGGCUACUGUUGCUGCUUCAAAUAAUGCAGAUCGAAUUGAUACUAUUUUUGAAGGUUUAGAAAAUAUAGACGGCUGGUCUGAUGCAUUUAAUGGAAAUGGGAAUGGUUAUAUCACUGACCAUCAAGUGAUACAUAGUUCAACGUUUCCAAUUGACAGAGCAAUUGUUAGUUCAGACCCAAUGUCAUUCUUGGAGCUGACUGAUCUUGACAUUCCGUUGAGUCCAAAUUACCAGGACCCAAUGUCAUUCUUGGAGCUGAAUGAUCUUAAUGCUACAUGCAAUCGCGAUAGCGUUAAUGAGCCGGGUUUCCCAUUUAGUUCUUUUGGAGCUGCCUAUAAUCCUGGAUACCCUGAUGCACACAUCUCUGGUUCCAGCCAGUUUGCUGGGCUGCAGGAAAACGUUCCUCCCAACUCAAAUGAGGGAUGUAAUGGCUUUGAAGCUUCCUGGCCAAAAUUUGAUUGGAACUCCCAUUAAGGUAGUCCAUAUUAAAAAGCCUUUGAAGAGGACGUCUGGUUUUAUCAUUUCAAUGCCAUAAUUGCACUGAUGCAGCAGCUACAAUCCUGAUCUGAAAAGGAAUCUGUAAGCAUCAUACAGUAUAAAUUCCUUAUAAGAACCUUCUAGUAAUUUAAGAUUAUCUAUUGUGAAGAACUUUACUGCAGGGAUUUCCGUGACUGAUUGUGAAUAAUUAUUUUUUGUGUUGAGAUGAGUAGGAUAGGCUCUCUCACACAUCUAUGCUGCCUCCUUUAUCAAAUGAAUGUCUAGACUGAGAAUAAUAGCGAUUGUGGUGGCAGAUUUUCUAAUUAGGAAAUGGAUGACCACUGCUACUGCUCUUACAGGUUUGUGAAAGCUGUUUAGUUUUAUUGGACAAACCGAAGUAUUCAAUCUUUUACCAUAAGGAAGAUUGGCCAUUUGGGACUUUUUAUGAUAUUAUUUUGAUUUUCGUGUUGAA
Messenger RNA from Cucurbita pepo subsp. pepo (vegetable marrow), 2340 nucleotides. RefSeq names its product NAC domain-containing protein 82. Gene Ontology annotation, molecular function: DNA binding. Lineage: Eukaryota; Viridiplantae; Streptophyta; Magnoliopsida; Cucurbitales; Cucurbitaceae. Gene Ontology annotation, biological process: regulation of DNA-templated transcription. The record is from RefSeq and is a predicted model, not a curated record.